AAACGAACCCUCGUGCGCCUAUAUAGUACUCUCUUUAUUUCGUUUCGUGCCAUCCGUAGGUAUAAAGAAUUCAACGUAUCCGAGUUACGAAGGCUAAGAAGGAGUCGGAAAUGCGGCCAGGAAAGUGCAAGGAGCACCCAGAUGACGAGCAACAACCUGGUGUUUGCUCUUCGUGCUUAAGAGAAAAACUGUCGCGGCUCGACCCAAUUCAAUCCAGCCAUAAACCACUUCCUCCUUGUAACUCAUCUCUAACUUUCGAUUCUCCUGCGGAAGCCAACCGGUCAAAUUAUGCGUCUCUAGCACUGUAUCGAAGUCGUCGCCACCGUCGAAAUGCAUCGGAUGUGAUGAAUUCGGUGUCUUGUUCCGAGAUGGGUUUCGAUUUCAGGCUCAAGAAGAGUAGAUCGAUUGCCCAUGCCUCAGCAAACGAGGUCAGUGGGAGCUAUGCAAGGAAGAAAGAUGGGUUUUGGUCCAAACUCCUUAAACUGACGAGAAAGGGUACCAAGAAUGUCUUGAAGCACUCCACGACGGCCGUCAGAGAGGGACGGGACCGGUGAUCAUAAUUUGUCGGCCUUGAGGUUAUGAACGAACCCUGGUUUACAGAUGUUGUAGUGCCAGUAUUAGCGCAGGAACAUUAGGUGUACGAAGUUUUCGAGGCUAAACGUUAGAAAUGGAGAUCAUUCAAUGAUGCAAAAGAUCUAAGGAUGAUGUAUAGCCAAGAAUUACCAGCUUUCGCUGGAGGCUUUUACAACCAUUUGUCAUUGAAAAUAAAACGCAAGUCAAGAGUCAAUUGCAGUUUCCUUCUUGGCGCA
Neltuma alba is the source of this 809-nucleotide messenger RNA. RefSeq lists its product as uncharacterized. The record is from RefSeq and is a predicted model, not a curated record. Lineage: Eukaryota; Viridiplantae; Streptophyta; Magnoliopsida; Fabales; Fabaceae. The coding region runs from base 111 to 554 and encodes 147 amino acids. The transcript has a single exon.